This is a messenger RNA of Mesorhabditis belari, 1614 nucleotides long. Lineage: Eukaryota; Metazoa; Nematoda; Chromadorea; Rhabditida; Rhabditidae. The record is from the annotation of a GenBank genome assembly.
AUGGAAAUACCAAGUAGAGAUGAACGUCAAAUUGAUCAGCCGAGCACUUCAUCUUUAGUGUCUGAUUUUGAUUCGAUAUGGUUGGAAACAAUUUUAAGUGACCAGCGGGUCCAUGUUGGAACAAGGUUUGAGAACGAUGUUUUAGAAGAAACAAGUCAAUUGAUCAAAACUCGGCUAAGAUCGGUCGUAUCGAUGGCAAAGGUGUUUGCAAUUCAUGCAAGGCGCUCGCAAUUGACAGUGGAAGAUUUCAGUUUGGUACGUGGAAACGAGGGAGACCAGGAACCACUAGGGCGAAAGCAGAAAUGGAAUGCGCCACUAUCGUCUGGUCUCGUGUUUCCUUCAAAUGACACACAAAUAAACCCAUCAUAUUGCGUGGAUCUUCUUUCCCAUUUUCAAUCUCCUGGAAUUAAGCUGCCAUCUAAACUACAACUUAAACGACAUUGGUUGGUGAUUGAAGGAAUCCAGCCAUGCAUCCAAGACAAUCCCACAAUCGAAAAAACUUGCGUUUUCCGAAGCCCAGAGGAAAUCAGUGAAUCAAAAAAUUCUUUAACUCUUGAGGAAACGAAUCGAUCGCUUGAUACAAUUUAUCAUAUGGGAGCGACAAAAUAUCUUUUGCCCACGCCGAAUGGUUUACUGGAAUUAAGUCAAAGUUCUAGCAGCCUGAAAGAGCCUACAUCGCAUCUGAAAUCUUUGCCUUGGAUUCCAGCAUUAUUUAAGUCAAUCGAAACUUCUCCGGUUAAAGACGAUCGAGAACGGGCGAAUGAAUCAGGAAAAAGUUCAUACACCAAAACCCAACUCGUCAAUCACCCACCAGCGUCACAAAAGGUACUGUACCAUUUAAUUUUGUCGAUGCUCAAUGGCGACGACGAAGAUGAACAAAAGGUUCUUCAAAUUUUGGCGACAAGUACUGGACUGCAACUUUUGAUUCCACGACUUAUCGUUUACAUUUCGGAAGGGACAACUCGUCUUUUGAGAGUUGCGGAGGCAAUUAUAGCAAAUCGAAGCAAUGAUCUCAGCAAAAUGUUAUGUGAUCUAAUGCCAGCUAUGAUUUCUUGUAUUCUUGCUUCACGUCUUUCUGAUGACCUGCUUAAUGAGGAGCAUUGGGCACUGCGACAAGUUUCUGCAAAUAUAUUGGUCGAUCUGUGCCAGAAAUAUGAAGAAAACGAUAAUCUUACCCGCCUUACUCACUUGUUGGGCGAUCAAUGGAAAAAUUCAAAUGAUGUCCCGUUGCCCACUUUGUAUGGAUCUUUGUAUACACUCUCGCUUUUAGGGACGCAGACAAUGAGUCAACUCUGCCUGCCAUAUUUGGAAACUUUGUCAAAACGGUUCGAUCAUAUUACGAAUAAUUCAAUGGAUGAGACGGAGAUUAAUCAAGCAAAAACUCUCCAAAAAAUGAUUGUGACUGUCUUCUCUCAAUGGGUAAUCGAACAUUCGCCGACGACUUUAACAACAAUUACGGAGUUCAUUUCUACCUUCGGAAAAUUUGGCCAAGAAAUAUAUGAAACGACGUCAGAUGCAAAUGUGCAUUUAAAUUUGAUUAAGCCCCGCUAUAAGUUUUCCGUGAUAAUUCAGGAAUACACUUCUUUAUCAUCGAAAACAAUUGGCGAACGAGAA